This is a messenger RNA of Adineta ricciae, 783 nucleotides long. Lineage: Eukaryota; Metazoa; Rotifera; Eurotatoria; Adinetida; Adinetidae. The record is from the annotation of a GenBank genome assembly.
AUGGAGCGAGUUGCUGAAGAACAUCGACGACAAAUUAAGGAAAACUAUCCUCACAGUACUUCGAAACUCUGGUAUCAAUUAUACGUAUUGAAAGAUCGACAAUAUACACAGAAAUUAAUCAAACGCGCAGAGAAAAAUGGAUAUUCAGCUAUACUUCUGACAGUUGAUACAAGUGUACCGGGUAACAGAGAAUGUGAUGUUCAUAACAAUUUCACACUUCCCGAUGGAAUUCGGGCUGAAAAUCUUAUUGAUAAAGACAAUAACUAUGUUUCAAAAAGUUAUCAUAUACCAUUUGAUCCAUCAUUGUCAUGGAAAGAUCUUGAUUGGAUACGAUCUAUCACAUCAUUGCCACUGAUUAUCAAAGGUAUUAUUCAUCCUGACGAUGCUCGUCAAGCUGUUAGACAUGGUGUACAAGGUGUGGUUGUAUCGAAUCAUGGUGGACGACAAUUAGAUACAUGUCUUAGCACAAUUGAUGCAUUGCCAGAUGUUAUCAAAGCUGUUAGUAAUGAAAAUCGACAGAUCGAUGUCUUUGUUGAUGGAGGAGUGCGACGAGGAACAGAUAUUUUAAAAGCUAUAGCAUUAGGUGCAAAAGCCGUACUUAUUGGACGACCAGUUCUAUGGGGUUUAGCAGUAGAUGGAACACAAGGUGUAUAUAAUAUAUUAGAAAUAUUGAAGAAAGAAUUUCGAUUGGCGAUGAUGUUGUGUGGAUGUCAAACGAUCGAUGAUAUCAGAAAAAACGAUCUUGUAGUUACGAAUGUUGCUUAUAAUCCUUCCAAAUUGUAA